AGCAGAGUUUCAUAGACCAGAAGAGGAAACAGACUUUGUUCCUCUCAGAGAUGGAUGGUGGUUGCUUCGGAUACUCUAUCGGUUUCUUUACAUGUGGUACUCUGCUGCUGCUGCUUGGAGCCCCCCUCCAUGAUGUGGAGGCUUCCAGUUGUCAACGUGUCAUCAUCCAUAAAAAAGUUGGAGACACGGUGGAGUUUUCAUCAUGCUUACCGACUGAAGGGGUCACCAGUGCAAACUGGAAAUAUGGAGGGUUAGACAUCACAAACAACGAUAAGAUUUAUCCUCAAAACCAGUUCCAGGGCAGAUUAGAACUAAACCCCACAAACUUUAGUUUAACAGUCAGAAGACUGACUCUCCAAGAUUCUGGUGAUUUCAGUUUUCUAUCAGAGGUGGAUGACAAAGAUCAGAGGCCAACAGUCGUCAUCACUCUGCAAGUUCAUGAUCUCAUAACUAAGCAGCCCAUCCUCACCAUCAACUCCACUUGGCACACCUUGACCAACUCAUGUACAGUUUUCCUGGAGUGCAAAGCAACCUCUGACAGCAGUGCCAACUACAACUGGACCGUAAGGAACCAAACCCUAAGUGGCCCCAGGCUGCAAUACACCAUCAGGGCACAGGACGGAGACACCAAAUUCACUUGCACAAGUUACAAUAUUGUCAGCGAGAAGUCGGCAUCCAAAAUAGUGAACUGCAGCAACAACCUACAAGAACCAGUGUCUAGCUCCUCAACAAUUGUGCCAUUGAUUAUUGGGCCAGUUAUUGGAAUUUUACUGAUUAUUCUGUUCCCACUUCUUUGGUACAUAAAGUCUGAGGGUCUAUGUUGUAACAGGCUCACCACUCAGUCUCAGAUGGUCAACCAAGAUGAAACUCAACAGCAGGUGUACUCCUCUCUCCUCCAUGGGGAUGGUUCUGUUUAUGAAACAAUAAGAGGUUCUGAAGAUGCUGGAACAGGUGGACAACCAAACCAAUACAGGAAUGUGACAUCUCCAAUCAGCAGCAAGGAGAUUCCAGGUCAAUAAAGAGAAGUGCAUCAUCUGUAAAACAAGAGAAACGCAGAGGACAUCAUGAAAAAACAUGUUAUCUUUUAUAUUUUAUAGUGUUAUAAGCAGACAGAAAUACCGAAUGUUGUCUGUACUUUAUCUUACAAUCAUACACAGUAAUUUUCUCAGGUAUGCAUGUUUCCAUUUUUAGCCACUUGGUGGUGCUACGUGGUUUUCCUUUCAGAAACUCAAACCACUAAGCAGGGUCUUGUGGUUAAAUAUCAUUGGAGAUGCAUCAGUGAGUGCAUGCAUGAGGCAUAACUUAAUGCAUGAGCAUGUUUAAUGUGAUCAACUAAUAUCAUUGGAUAAGAGUGUUUUUAGAAUUAUUUUCAACAAUUUGAAAAAUGUUGAAAAAAUUGGUUUUCCUCCAUCCAUGCAAACAGUGUCACACAUAAUUUCCUUUUGACUUCUUAAAUACUAUGUACGUUUGUUGUAUGAAACUAUGUAUGUUUCUUGUGAGUAUUGUUAUUACGUUAAGAUUAAUUGUUUUAUGUCAGUAAAUCAUUUCAUCUCAACAAUUAAUGACCUGCCCUAACUUGGUAGAAAUAUAAUUGUGAAAUUAAAGAAUAUACACUUUUAUACUCAUA
This is a messenger RNA of Dicentrarchus labrax (European seabass), 1627 nucleotides long. RefSeq names its product signaling lymphocytic activation molecule-like. The transcript is spliced from 9 exons. NCBI's taxonomy places the organism in Eukaryota, Metazoa, Chordata, Actinopteri, Moronidae. The coding region runs from base 51 to 1019 and encodes 322 amino acids. The record is from RefSeq and is a predicted model, not a curated record.